Lethenteron reissneri (Far Eastern brook lamprey) is the source of this 2542-nucleotide messenger RNA. It is a transcript of the gene TTC12, whose product is annotated as tetratricopeptide repeat domain 12. The record is from RefSeq and is a predicted model, not a curated record. Gene Ontology annotation, biological process: sperm axoneme assembly; axonemal dynein complex assembly. Lineage: Eukaryota; Metazoa; Chordata; Hyperoartia; Petromyzontiformes; Petromyzontidae. Gene Ontology annotation, molecular function: protein binding. Gene Ontology annotation, cellular component: cytoplasm; centrosome.
ACGUCCGCGCGCGUCUCCAUGGAGACGAGGGACGCCGGGAAUCGGGAAUCUCGCCACUCCGACCGAGCCCCGCACGAACCUCGCGUGGCGCUGCCCGCCCGGGAGAUCGAACCAGCAGACACGCACAGAGAAACACGGUGACAGCGGCCAUGGUGGACUCGAGCACGGACGAGCAACUCGGUCGCUUCUUGGGCAGAGUGGACGACGUCGCUGACCUGCUCGCCCGCAUGAACUCUCCGGACGAGCAGCUCCGGAGAGCGGCGCUGGCGGAGGCCGACCGCACCAUCCAGCAGCUCCAUGACGAUCAGGAGGAGGUUGACGGUUGCCGGGUACGCCUGGACCGCACAGUCAUUUCCGCGGCACCGGCGGCGGCGGCGGGCAGCAUGGAAGGAAACCCGUGCCCGGAGAUGAGCCAAGACGCCUUCGUAUCACUGCUGGAGAAGGAUGCGCGCGAGAGGGCGGACCGCCGGAGGGAGAACGAACGCCUGGCGUUGGGCCUCAAGGAGCGUGGUAACAACGCGUUCCGGGAGGGAGACUUCGCCUCGGCGCUGGCGCGCUACUCGGAGGGCCUGGACGCGUGCCGCGAUCUGGAGGUGCUCUACACGAACCGCGCACAGACGUUCCUGAAGCUGGGCCGGCCCGCGGAGGCGCUAGCGGACUGCGAGUGGGCGCUGCGGUGCAAUGAGCGCAGCGUGAAGGCCCGGGUGCUCAUGGGAAAGUCUCAGCAGGCGCUCGGGCAGUUCACCGAGGCACAGGGUACUUAUGAAGCAGUGCUGGCCGCUGAUCCCACCCACAAGAUACUAAUUCAAGGUCUCCUGCGCGCCCUGGAGCGGGAGCGUCUCCGCGUGGAGGAGGAGGAGGAGGAGCGCGAGGCCCGGGCCCAGCUCUCCGGCGCCGAGCCGCACGCCGCCCGCUCGCUCCUCGCAGCCCUGGGCCACCUGCGCGGAUCGUCCGCCCCGGAGCUCGCGCGCCACGUGCGGAGCCUUGCCUCCUCCAUCCACAGCCCCACCACCAGAGCUCUGUUCCGGAUAGAAGACGGGUUUGAGAUCAUCACUGGGAAUGCCACUCUGCUUCGGAGCCUGUGCGGGCGCUGCGUGGGCGAGGAGGAGACGGCGCUGUGCGUCUCCCUGCUGCAGCUGCUGCAAGCGGCCUGCCAGGACGACGACGCCAGCGUGGGGCGGCUGCUGGCGAGCCUGCAGCUGCGCCGAGCCGCCACGGAGGCGGCGAGGGCGGCCGAGGAGGAGGAGGCGGUGCCGCUGCUGGGUGCGCUCCGCUCCGACGAGGCCGCGCUGCGGCUCCACGCCGUGCGGCUGCUGCGGACGCUGAGCCAGACGGAGGCCGGUCGCGAGCAGCUGCUGGGGCAGUUCGACGUGGGCAGGUUGCUGAGCGCUGUGGCGAGCACGCUGCCGAGCGUGCCGGCCUCCCUGCCCCUCGACGUCAUCACGCAGCUCGGCACGCACCCACGAUUCAGGCGCUGGCUGCGGGAGGACGAGGCCCGGGCCGCGCUGCUCGCUCCGCUGGAGCGCUGCCUGGCCCGCGGCGAGCCCACGUGCCCCGACGCGGAGCGCCUCGCCUCGUGCGUCGCGGCGCUCGCCACCCUGGCGGGCUACGGAGGAGCGGUGCGGGCGGCCCUGGCGACUCGCCGCGAGCUCUGGGACGCGUGCCUGGACCUUGCGGAGCGCUGUGUGCAGGACAGCUGUGCCAGGCCCCAGGACGCUGCUCCGCUCGUCGGGGCUCUGCUCGGCGACCUCGUGGGGCUGCUGCUGCGACUCGCGGAGGAGGACAAUGACACCGUGAAGGGCAUUGCGGGGAGAGUGACGCGCACGUGUCUGCCCCUCCUGGAUGACCCGUCAGGCCGCAUGGUGAUGAUGAGCCUCGCCCUCCUCGGCCGAGUCCUGCCCAGGUCGGAGGUCGCGGUCAACGACGCCGUCUCCGCGGGCGUCGUCUCCUCGCUGCUCGGCUUCCUCGAGGCGCGGGACGGCGGCCGCGUCGCGGUGCUCGCCGCUCGGCCACUGGCGGCGGUGACGCAGAAGAACGCCGCGGCGCGCGAGCAGCUCGCACAGAGCCGGGCCGGACUGGACGCGCUUCUUGCGCUCAUCGAGGGCUCCACGGGGGCCGGCGAGGGGCUGGAGGGGGCGCAGGGGAACGCGGCCCUCUGCCUGGGCCACUGCGCCGCGUCUCCGCUGCUGCCCGGCCGCGCGGUCUCCGCUCUGAUGCGCCACGCGGCCCGGAGCGACGCCCCGCCGGCCCUCCGCGCCAACUGCGCCAUCGCGCUCGCCAAGAUGUGCCGAGCGCAGCCCAGGCUCGCGCGGAGGCUGCGGCGACGCGAGCACGGCAUGGAGCUGCUCCGAGACUGCGCGCAGCUCCUGGACUGAAGCCGCCUCCUCCUGUACCCCCACCUCCCACUUCACCACCCGCGUGUGACUACUUCCACGCCACUGUGAGCGCCGCCGCCGCUUCACCUUCCCGGCGCGGCCCGUGGCGAGCUGCUGCUGCCGUUGCCGGAAUCUUGUCGAUGCUAAUAAAGGCGGCUCGGAUGAAU